CGCGGCCCCGCCCAGGCGGCUGCCCGUGACCUGCCUGGGUGCAGGGAACGGGAAGUCGGAAGGGGUAAGAAGAGUCCAGUUCGUCAUGGGGCUGUUUGGAAAAACCCAGGAGAGGCCUCCCAAAGAGCUGGUCAAUGAAUGGUCAUUGAAGAUCAGAAAGGAAAUGAGAGUUGUUGACAGGCAAAUAAGAGAUAUCCAAAGAGAAGAAGAGAAAGUAAAAAGGUCUGUGAAAGAUGCAGCCAAGAAGGGCCAGAAGGAUGUCUGUAUGGUUCUGGCCAAGGAGAUGAUCAGGUCAAGGAAGGCUGUGAGCAAGCUCUAUGCAUCCAAAGCACACAUGAACUCUGUGCUCAUGGGAAUGAAGAACCAGCUUGCGGUCCUAAGAGUAGCUGGUUCCCUGCAGAGGAGCACAGAAGUGAUGAAGGCUAUGCAGAGUCUUGUGAAGAUCCCAGAAAUCCAGGCCACCAUGCGGGAGCUGUCCAAGGAGAUGAUGAAGGCUGGAAUCAUAGAGGAGAUGUUAGAGGAUACAUUCGAAAGCAUGGAUGAUCAGGAAGAAAUGGAAGAAGCAGCAGAAAUGGAGAUUGACAGAAUCCUCUUUGAAAUCACAGCAGGAGCCUUGGGCAAGGCACCCAGUAAAGUAACUGACGCCCUUCCUGAGCCUGAACCUUCAGGAGCGAUAGCUGCCUCAGAAGAGGGAGAUGAUGAGGAGGAUGAAGAGAACCUGGAGGCCAUGCAGUCCCGGCUGGCCACACUCCGAAGCUAGGGCCACCCAGUUGGGGCCUCAACUUUCUGGUGCCCUCUUCUAGGUGUGGGCACAGCCUCCGAGGAAUCACUGUUUCCUGUAUCUCUUGCACUACACCUCUGCUGUGAAGCAUUGCAUUUUGGAAAGGGUUCUGUGCUAGUAUAUCUUCACUGUUGGCAGAGG
Arvicola amphibius (Eurasian water vole) is the source of this 922-nucleotide messenger RNA. Its product is annotated as charged multivesicular body protein 3-like. The record is from RefSeq and is a predicted model, not a curated record. Gene Ontology annotation, biological process: endosome transport via multivesicular body sorting pathway; late endosome to vacuole transport; protein transport. Gene Ontology annotation, cellular component: ESCRT III complex; multivesicular body. Lineage: Eukaryota; Metazoa; Chordata; Mammalia; Rodentia; Cricetidae. The transcript has a single exon. Bases 86 to 760 code for a protein of 224 amino acids.